Messenger RNA from Clavispora lusitaniae ATCC 42720, 2325 nucleotides. RefSeq names its product Ssy5p (gene SSY5). Lineage: Eukaryota; Fungi; Ascomycota; Pichiomycetes; Serinales; Metschnikowiaceae. The record is from RefSeq and is a predicted model, not a curated record.
AUGAAAAGUUUUUUGGGAAAGCAGAAAAAAGAGUCUGCGCCCGCCAGCAAACCGGAAACGCCUUGUGCCUCUGGCGCCGCCUCCACCACCAGUGUCCACUCGGAAUCCGACUCGCUCAAAGAUCUCCAGCCCAUGUUCCAGCACAACUCCAGCGCCAAGUUUGCCAACGACCCAGACCUCAACCUAAACCCUUGCAUCUCCAACAGCAUGUCGGUCGGCACGUCGCUGGCGUCGGCAGGCACCCGGUCGGUGUUUUCCAGCAAGUACUCGAGCUCCACCAAGCAAUCGUCGUACAUGUCCAGUGGCAGCCGGGCGAAAAAGAACCGGGCUUCCGAGUACGGCCAGGCGUUGCAGAUCUUGGAGAUUCCCGAGGAGACGCGGUACGACGCCAACGCCAACGCCGAGGAGAUCAUCGCAGACCGCCUCCACUCCUUGUGGCAGGACAUUUCGUACAUUCUGAACCAGUACGUCACGUCGGUAGACAACUUGUCGUCGUCGGUUGUCAACAUCAUGGACCGGUUCAAGGAGUUCCGCAAGUCCGUGAAAAACAUCGACGCUCUAGACGGCCAGUGGUGCUUCACUUCCUACAACAAUGACGAUGUGAGAAAGCUCUUGCGCACCUACCUCCACUACUACGACAACUUGUUGAAGGACGAUGCGUACAUCCGCUUGAAGUUGUUGUUGUGCAAGGCUUUUAAUGACUUCCGCUUGACGCUCAAAAGCUCUUCUCGAGUUGCGGUGGCCCCGGAUUCGAUCCAGAAGCCUCGCAACUUCGCUGUCGGCGUCAAUGGAGGACAGGAGUUGCCCAACCAACGGGAGAUCAGCCGGAUCAUUUCCAAAAUUGCAAACAGCCCGAUGGGCCUCAAGGAGCAAAACGGCUCGUUCAUAGCUCCCAUUGCUCGUGGUAUCGACAGAGAUAUGAACGUUUUGUGUUUGUAUUUUGGAUAUCCUUCCUUCACCGAGGACAACCAAAGGAUCAUCAGCAGCAUCACCGAUCUCUUCGAUGACGUGCAUGUCAUGGUAGCCAAAAACCAGAUCGAACUCGCUUCUCUGACAAGCGCUCCUCUUGCUGGGAAUGUGCAGAAAUUCAAGCUUCCCUUCAGAAACCCGGCGGACCCCAUGAGACCGCCCAUGUCUUUAUCUUUAUCUGUUGAAACGUCGUCUCGUAUUUCCGGUACAAUGGGAGGCUUCAUCUAUCCUAAAAUCGAUGUGUCUUCACAACCACAGCUCACGUCAUAUGCAAAUUCCAAAUUUGCCCUCUCAUGUGGCCAUGUUUGUCUCAACAAGAGCGAAGAUGUGGUGGAGUAUCCACACGUGUCUUCUCCGCUGUCUGUUUUGAUUGGCUUGUACAAGAAGGCCCUUUCAGCCGAAUAUCAAAAGCUUGACGAUAUCGAAGGCGAUAACUCUGUCAUGGACUCCAAACUAGCAUAUGCGCUGGUGUUGAAGCAACUAGACGAAAUAUUUCCUUUGAAAGAAGUCACUGUGACAGAUUCUAAAACCAAGAAGAAACGGACAGAAGUCAGAAACCUUCCUCGCACCAGAUUUGGCCAAAUCAUUUGGGGAGAGCGUACUUUGAUCCAAGCGAAAAACACGAAAACUGGCAAGGAAAUCAGCGACAAGAGAUUAAGUGACUUGGCCAUCAUCAAAGUCAAUAAGCUCUUACAAUGCGACCAGAACUAUCUUGGAGACGAUAUCGCCUUCAACGAGUAUGACCCAGCUUUGUUCUUCGACAAUUUAUACGUGCGCAAAGUGAUCAAUCUCAACAGAUACACCAAAGAGAUCGACAUGGACAAUAUCAAUGAAGUCGACUCUGUCGAUUCUGUCAUCACGGAAUCAGAAGAUCUGUACUCCACAAAUGGGCUUCCUGUCUUCAAGUAUGGGUCUACCACCAAAUUCACCAAAGGCAACUUAAAUGGAAUCAAGUUGGUGUACUGGUUGGAUGGAGCGAUACAUUCGUCGGAAUUUGUGGUCAACUCCGACGAUAGCACAACCUACUUUGCUGCAGGCGGCGACAGUGGGUCCUGGAUCUUGACUAAACUCGAGGAUGUGCAGGGGUCGCUGGAAAGAAAGGGACUAGGGGUAGUGGGAAUGCUCCAUCUGUAUGACGGAGAAUUUAGACAGUUUGGUUUGUUUACCCCCAUGACAGAAAUUCUCGAAAGAUUAGAGGACGUGACAAAAAUCAAGUGGGGCGUGGUAGGAGUCAGUGAAAAGGAUGAGAAUAUCAGUGCUACAGACUCGGAAAGUGAAUCUCACUUAUCUGAUUCUGAUGAUAGUGAGUAUGAAAGUGGAGUGGAAGAACAAGCAUACCCACCAGAUAUUGACUAG